AUUUUAGCUAUAACAGUCGCUACAAGAGCUGAAUGCCUUUCUUCUAACGUGCCUCGUCGAAAUACCUAUCGAAACGAGAAGUCGAUUCCAUUUGAAACGUCAAAUAUUAAUGAUGGAAUUAUUCCAACCACCACUACACCCACAGAACUAAAUAGCGCGUUCGUUUCGUCGACUCCCUCACCUCUCGGAUUCCGAAGCGAAUAUGUAUCAACUCUAAAUCAAAAUAGUGAAUACGGCGACUCUAAUCCUGCACUAAAUCUUCAAAAUCCGAAUUUCAAUACCUUUCUAGUGCCCCAAUUCGUCUCCGGUAAUCCUCAAUUAAUAAACAUCGACACGAACUCGAAUAGCUUCGCGCAACAAAUCCCUCAGAGGUUAGGAGACUACAAUUCAGUAACGAUAGAAAGUACCACCAGCGGCGGUUCUCUAAAUGACGCAUUCGGGAUAUCGGAAGAUGUUAUCGAAACACAAAAACCGGAAAAGAGUAUUUAUUUUUUCGUCGCCCCCAGGGAAUUGGAACCUAUUCGACCUAGAAUACAAUUUCAAAAAAACAAAAAAAAAGUGAACGUAGUAUUCAUAAAAGCUCCAUCCGCCCCGUCUUUGGGCACGAUCGAAGUUACCGCGCCGGCGCAAGAGUCGCCGGAAAAGACCAUCGUAUACGUUUUAGUGAAAAAACCGGAAGAACAACAAAAAAUUAUUGUCAAACCCGCCCCGGUAGUUAAACCUAGUAAACCGGAAGUUGUUUUCAUAAAAUAUAAAGACGAAGAAGAAGCCCAACAACAUAUAAAUAAGGUGCAAGCUCAACACGACGCUUAUAUAAAAAAUCAAGAAGUUGGGCAAGAAAUAUUGAACGCGAGACCUAGUGGAGAAUAUAUUCCGAAUUUACAAGCAAAUGAUUUCGGUACCACCACCGAAUCAACUUACCAAACCGAGGAGAACGAAGUCAAUCAACAAUAUUUUUCAAAUUAUAGAUUCGACAACGUCCCGUUGGAAUAUACCACUACCACAAUAGCCCCACCACCAGUUCAAUUCCAAACGGCACAACAACAAUUGAUACCAAAUUAUAAUUCGGAAGUUUCCGUACAACAAACCGAUUCACCACUAGAUGACGUCACUCAAAGAAAAUCUUUCAAUUACGCGCCGUUGUCUUACACAACUUCGACGCCACAAGUUUCGGUCAACGAAUUUACCAAUAAUGAAAACGUAAAUAACGUUAUCGCGAUUGGUAAUAAGCAGUCAUCGGUAACAACUUCAUCACCAUUCAAAAGAUCGUGGGUUCCUUCGAAUAAAUCACCUAGAAUAGGAAGACCCAAUAUAUCGAAUUUCCAUUUGUUUUUCAAUAAAAUGUGAAUUAUUUAACAUAUUAAUAUACUUUGGAUAGAUUUUGUGUUUCGUUAUAUAAAUAAAUUUAUUUUAAUAAUAA
Messenger RNA from Diorhabda sublineata, 1420 nucleotides. RefSeq lists its product as uncharacterized. Lineage: Eukaryota; Metazoa; Arthropoda; Insecta; Coleoptera; Chrysomelidae. The record is from RefSeq and is a predicted model, not a curated record. The annotation marks the transcript as partial. The transcript has a single exon.